CUCGCCUAUGUUUCGUCGCCCUUCGCCUCUGGCCUAUCUGUCUGUCUGUCUCCCUCUCCUCUCCCCUGCCGUGCGCGCCUUCCCCUCUUUGCCUCGGGAGACAGAGGUACACCUGGGUACGUAGUGGCAGACCGGCCGGUAGUUGAGUUGAGAGACGGCUGGUAGGCGGGAGAGAGAGGAGGCCUGAAGGAGAGUUAGCCUAGCGAUGGUGUUCUACUACAAGGCGCGGCCGGACGCCGGCGACUACACCAUCUACAUGGGCGCCGACAAGAACGAGAACGAGGAGCUCAUCAAGUACGGCCUCCCCGAGGACGUCUGGUUCCAUGUGGACAAAGUAUCCUCGGCGCACGUCUAUUUGCGGCUCAAGAAAGGCGAGACGAUAGAUACCAUCAGGGAGGGCCUACUGGAGGAUUGUGCGCAGCUCGUAAAGGCGCAUUCCAUUCAGGGGAACAAGAUGAACAAUGUUGAGGUGGUCUACACACCCUGGUCUAAUCUCAAGAAGUCCCCAUCCAUGGAUGUCGGCCAAGUUGGCUUCCAUAACCCUCGUAUGGUCCGUAUGUUGACAGUCGAGAAGCGUGUCAACGAGAUCAUCAACAGGCUGAACAAGACCAGGGUAGAGCGCCGGCCGGACUUGAAAGCCGAGAAAGAGGCCUCAAAUGCAGCGGAGAAGGCCGAGAGGAAGAUGCAGUUGAAAGAGAAGAAGCGUAGGGAGGAGAUGGAGAGGCUGGAGAAGGAGAAGUGGGCGGAGAUACGGAGCUACAAGGGCCUCAUGGUCGCCGAGAAGAUGACGUCCAACCGCCAGAUCGCCUCCGCCGGCAAAUCCAUUCAGGAAAUGGAGGAUGAGUUUGUCUGAUGAUUAUGUAUGUCGUGUUUGUGUGUGUGUGUGUGUGUAGUAAUUAUGUACGGAUGUAUAUCCAUGCGCGCGCGUGAUCUCAACGAGUUAACCAAUGAUCCAUCGAUCAUUCGAUCCAUUCCCUGACACGUCUGUACAUACGGAUCAUGAUCGUUGGAGACAUAGAUUAUGAUGAGAAGAGCGUACACAUAAGGUGGAACAAGUGUCAAGCUGUUGGGAGAGAUAUGGAUCCAUGAGGC
Molecule: messenger RNA, 1092 nt
Organism: Phragmites australis (common reed)
Lineage: Eukaryota; Viridiplantae; Streptophyta; Magnoliopsida; Poales; Poaceae
Exons: 6
Coding region: 206-853 (215 amino acids)
Source: RefSeq, a predicted model, not a curated record